This is a messenger RNA of Verticillium alfalfae VaMs.102, 1491 nucleotides long. RefSeq lists its product with no specific name. The record is from RefSeq and is a predicted model, not a curated record. The transcript has a single exon. Bases 1 to 1491 code for a protein of 496 amino acids. Lineage: Eukaryota; Fungi; Ascomycota; Sordariomycetes; Glomerellales; Plectosphaerellaceae.
AUGUACUUCAACAUUGUAGCCGCCGCGACGCUUGCCUCUAUCACCCUGGCACAUGCGUCAGCGCCAGACCCGAUCACGACGAUCAAAUGCGAAGCGGAACAGCCGACUCCAGCACUUUCGACUGUUACUUUUACUGUGGUAGCUGUGGUUGACCCUUCUAUCUCCCACUGGGACCAGUUCCUAAGUCAGGCGUGUCCGACUCCCUUCCCUGCCACUGAACUGUGCGCAGAAACUGGAAAUGAUCAGAAUAAUCCCGACGUACCCCCAGGGGCAGACAACCCUGGGCAUGAAACAACUCCUCAUAACGAGGCUCAUGACAUCGGCUGGUACGAGGUUUGGUGCUUCGACUAUCACGGCGGCGAGCCGCCAAGCCACUGGUAUUUUGACCACCACUCUUCCCACCCCUACAGCACCGACAGCCACGUACCGUGGCCGAAGCCUACCGGCGGCGACCUUCCGCCCGGCCCUCUUCCCGUUCCUACCAGGGAGCCUCGACCACAGCCAGAUAAAUCUACAGUCCCCCAACCAGGGCCUGAUACAACGUCAACGGGUCACCCGGGCCCACCUUCCGGCUCGUCAACUGAUCAGCCAAUUCCCACCUCUGAAACUGCAACUGCGGCUCCAAGGCCGUCGAGUUCCACGACAGAUCAGCCCAAUCCAGUACAAUCCUCAAUGACCCAGCCUGAUCCGUCUUCAGACUUUUCCUCUAUACUACCUGUGCCUGUUGUAUCUUCGACCAGUCAGUCGGGACCUGACCCAUCUUCAGACUCUUCCUCUACACUGCCUGUGCCUGUUCUAUCUUCGACCAGUCAGUCAGGACCUGAACCGUCUUCAGGUUCCUUCUCUGCGACGACUGCAUCUUCCUCAUCUUCGGCGAGUCAAUCAGAUUCAGAGUCCUCCUCAACUGAUCCUGGACCAAGCUCAUCUGUGCCGCCGGAAUCCCAGUCCCCCAGCUCCUUGCCUCCGACUAGCCUCUUGACAAGUGUUGUCAGCUCCACGACCACAUCGGCCAACCCGUCCCAAACAUGCGCAGAUAUCAGUAAUGGGUCGUUCCAGAACAACGAUAUUGGAGCGUGGUACAUCUCCGAUCAAGUCACAGCGGAUUCGGGUAUUGUACAGGAAGGUCCCGACGGCGUGGAGUAUUCAUUUGCCCUGAUCCCGUCGCAGCAGCAGUUUGCUCAGGUUUACAUCAACCAGUACAUCCGCUGUGGUGACCCACCUCCGAUUGUCGAGAUCCAAGUGCGCUUCAGCUACCAGUUUACUGGCAAUUCUCAAGGGUGCAGUAUCGCUGCUAGCGUGAACAGGUCGCCAGACAAUAUCCUCACCAUUCAGGAUGACGGACAGUCGCCUGGCGUAUGGCAGCAGUACGAGGGCCCAGUUAUCACUGUGCAGUUGACAUACGAUCCGCUGUUCACGAUCAAGAUGUUGUGCCAAGAGGACACUGCGAACACUGAGGCUAUCCUGAUUACUGAGAUCUCAGUAUACAACUGA